AUGCAUGUUCAAGGUUCUACCAAAACUCCUGAAAACAGCUAUGAUUUGGAAAUGGAGGAUACGGAUAUGAAUGACUCUGCCGUUCUUGUCAGUCCUCCUCAUACAAGUACUGCCUCAAGUUCUCUACUAACGCAAGAUGAAAACGAAUUGGAUACACGUGAUGACGUUCCAAUGGAACUUGACUACAAUGAUAAUAAUUCCGUUACCGAUGAUAAUGAUUGCAUUGGUGAUGACUCCGAUGAUGAAGCUUCUUCCAACGAAUAUCAAGAUGAACCUUCGUUCCAUGAAUCUGAAUACCGAGAUGAAGCCUCUUCCAAUGAAUCUGAAAGUCGAGAGCCAUAUGAUUCUCAAACAAAUUAUGGUAAAGACUUGGCUGAAUACAUUCCCGGGUUAUAUCGUCUGUUAGACUUAUGUAAAGAUGAUGGUACGAAUGGAUUUGAUAAAAUAACUAUCUCGAGGGAUUAUUUAGAGAAACUAUGCAACAAUUAUGUUCCAUCAAGUUUCAAAACUAUUUCUGAAAUUGAUUUUACGAAAUUAAAUUCAAUCUCGAUUCACCUUAUUGGAUGUUAUGGAAAUCACGCUUUAAUUGCGGGGCUCCUAAAGAAAAAAGGAAUUAUCGAUCAACAAAUACAUGACGCGCUCGUUGCAUCGAAUUCUUCAGACAAUACAAAUAAAUCGUCUUUACGUCCUGGUAUUUACUUGCUGGUUGUAAGUUCAGACUUGGGUUUGGUAAUCCAUUGGCCGGAAGUAGGAUGUUACGAGGAAAAUGCUUCCUCGCAAUGUAAAAAGAAUGCGACUAACCUUCAUAGAUAUUUGACAAAACUUACUGACCAUCAGCUUUGUCUUAUGGACGGUAAAGAUUUGGAAAGUUUUGAUUGGAACUUGGACAGUUCUGAUAAAUCCGAUAGGGAUUCCGACGAUGAGAAUGGAUCACAUUAUAAAUUUGAGGUGAAAUUAAUUCAAGAAGAACAGGAAAACUUUAAACUUCAACCCGGCUUCAAGUUGGAUUUACCAAGCAAAGUAAAGAACGAAAUAGAUAAUCACGUUCAUGAUGAUAUUCCUUUGUAUCCUAUUGUCGUCGAAUCUUCUACGUGUCGUUCGUUUGCUACUCGUCAAUUAGCCUUUCGAUUAUGUACAUCCACCCCAACUAUUCCUCAAAUUGACUUUGCUCGUGAACUACAGAAGAAGUUACGGAAUCGAACUUUACGUUUCGAUCGCGAAAAAAUGAACAUGAAAUCAUUAGAGAUUUUGAUCAAGCAUGGAUUAAGUAUGGAAGAUGAACUUCUAAGUCAAUUACGUAAUGCCAUUGCAGUUGCAAAGUUGCGAUUUGAAAAAAAGAAGGAUCAAGAAAGGAAUGCCAUAAAAAAGGAUACUGAAUUGAUUUCGAAUUGGGCAUGGGAAAAAUUACGCUCCUGUUAUAGUCUAUUUGAAGAGAUGAUUGACUCCUCUUCGCAAGCAAUUAUAAGUGACUAUGAUUUAGAACGAAUCCGUUCGAAUUAUCCAAAGAUUGAUGAACAAAUUGAUGAAAAGAUCGAUAUCAAUUCCAAAUCUUGGAUUAGACUGAAAAGAAGAUACUAUUUGAACAUGAUAACUAUUGUUGAAGUAUAUAAAUUGAUUAAGAGUUCUGGAUCGUGCAAUGAAGCAAUUACAGAAUCCGCGAUUCAACUUUUUUAUACUAUAUUCACGGAUGGAGAAAAUGAUGCGCAUAAGUUAAUAAGUAAAUACGACGAGAAACUAACUUCGCUCGCUUACAAGUUGCCAACCAUUUUUGCCGGUAUCUCUUUCACACCUGAAAACAUUAAUCGCAUUGUUGCAGAUUCGAUUAAGAGGGCCCAAGAUACGACAGAUAUCAGAUUCAUACAAGAAUUUAUGAAUUUAGAAUUCUUUGAUGAAUUUAGUGGGAUCAAAAAUAAAGUCGUGGUUGCCUUCUUUGAAGAAUACCAAAAAUGGAGAAAAUCCGUUUUUCCGAGUAACAUUAAAGAUAUUCUGCCAAAAUCUUCCAUCAAUAAACAAGUGUUGGAAAAGUUAAAUUACGAAUACGAAAAGGAAGUACGAGAAAUAGAAGCUCGUGAAUUUCAACGAAUUUGCGAUGUAUUAGAAGAAAAAUAUAGAAAUGGAUUUAUGAAAUUGAAUAUCAUAAACGUUACAGAAUCUGAGAGUGGAUUUCGAUUCCAUCAUGAAAUUGAAGAAAUUCUGACGGAACAGCUACAUGUAACAAUUUAUGAAACUUCUUUAGACCAAUCAGAUAUGCAUCGACUUCAGGAAGAUGAAUUUCAUGUUCCAGAUAUAUCUUUGAAGCGUGGUCAAGAAGCUGCAUCAUUUCACCUUGAUCCACGAGUUUACGACAUUAGGAAUAUAUCUCAAUUUGAAAAUCGUAAAUUUCUUCUCGUGCUUUACAAUAAAAAAUCGCAAAAAAUUGAAAUUUUCCUCGACACUGCCGAGCGGUUGGCACAAAACUUUAAAUCAAAGAGUUCAUUUAAACCAAUUAAAACGUUGAGUGUGGAAGAUAAAUUUCUUAUUGCAAUUAAUGAUUCAAAGAAAUUAAUUGCAAUUUAUCAUACAAAAAAAGCUGAGUUGGAUGUAUUUAAUUUUAUUGAGGGGCAAGCCAUGUAUCCACGAAAUCCGAAAAUCCAGUUAAAGCAUUGUGAAUAUACCGAUAGCGAAGAUGAUGGCACG
Messenger RNA from Funneliformis mosseae, 2676 nucleotides. NCBI's taxonomy places the organism in Eukaryota, Fungi, Glomeromycota, Glomeromycetes, Glomerales, Glomeraceae. The record is from the annotation of a GenBank genome assembly.